Messenger RNA from Betta splendens (Siamese fighting fish), 1253 nucleotides. Its product is annotated as ras-related protein Rab-15-like. Bases 117 to 752 code for a protein of 211 amino acids. NCBI's taxonomy places the organism in Eukaryota, Metazoa, Chordata, Actinopteri, Anabantiformes, Osphronemidae. The transcript has 7 exons. Gene Ontology annotation, molecular function: GTPase activity; GTP binding. The record is from RefSeq and is a predicted model, not a curated record.
CGGAAAUUGGAGUUUCCGAGGAGCCCUGAAGGCAGCAGCGGGCCCCACUGUGUGAAUAAGGGCUCCAGCUGCAGCUCCGUCAGAGUCAUGCUUCUUCUUAUGUUUUAGUUGCAGUCAUGGCCAAGCAGUACGACAUUCUGUGCCGGCUGCUCAUGCUCGGAGACUCGGGGGUGGGGAAGACGUGCAUGCUGCGCAGGUUCACCGACAGCGAGUUUGAUCCUUCGCACAUUUCCACCAUCGGAGUUGAUUUUAAGAUGAAGACGCUGGACAUCGAUGGAGUCAGGGUGCGCGUCCAGAUCUGGGACACGGCUGGUCAGGAGCGGUACCAGACCAUCACCAAGCAGUACUACAGACGGGCCCAGGGCAUCGUCUUCGUCUACGACAUCACGAGCGAGUCGUCCUUUCAGCACAUCGCGAAGUGGGCGAGCGACGUGGACGAGUUCGCCCCCGACCGAGUGCAGCGGAUCCUGGUGGGGAACAAGUCCGACGAGGAGCUCGGGCGGCAGGUGACGAAGGAGCAGGGGAGCAAGCUUGCAGAGAGCUUCGGCAUGGAGUUCUUUGAAAGCAGCGCCUCCACCAGCAGUAACAUCAGCGAGUCCUUCACGCGUGCGACGGAGCUGGUGCUGCAGGCCCACAAGCGGGACGUGGACCACCUGCUGGGGUCCCUGGACGACUACCUGGAGCAGGCGGCGCUGGAGGAGGAGCGGGCCGGCGGCUACGGCGGCGCCGCUCCACGGGCCUGCGCCUGUUAGCACGCGGGCGGUCCAGGAAGGAGCUGGACGGACGCGGAGCAGCAGCACACGAGCGCCGGAGACGACACCAUCACCUCCAUCACUGUGUCAAACGCCGCUCACCUCCACUUACCCGUCACCACGUCUUAUUUCCAGUGUCCUGAUGUAACAGAUCACAGGUUUAGUAGAAACACGCCUGUAGCAGACAAGCGUGUUUAAAGACGAGUCUGUCAGAGGACGGGUUCCAGUGAUUUCCACCUGGAAACUGGAACCAGGCCGUGACCCGGUGGACUUUCCUCAGGAGACAGAGCUGUGCCAUUUUCAGCCACUUUUCCCAGUGUAGUCGUUUGUUUGUUUGUUUGUUUGUUGUUUGUUUGUUUGUUUGUUUACCACCUGGAUGUUUUAUAAACCUACAGCAGCUUGUGUCACUGCGUUCAGUCAGUUUGCUGAGGUGCCACGGGAUUGAAUUUUAAUGUAAAUGAAGAGUACUGUAAUAGUAAAUAAAAGUGAUAUUGGACAGAA